GAUCUUUUCAUUGGAUUGUUGGACGAUGAUUAUUGUUUUGCACGCCAUGGAAGGAAACCUUUGCUUUUUUGGCUCCAUGUUGAUUCCAACACUUUCGUACUCUUUCCAGCAUCGUAGAUGUAUCCACUGUCGUUCAAGUUGUCAAUUAGGUAUAGGUUUUAGGGUAAAGUCUCCCAAAUACAAGUCCUUUUACAAGAAUAUUCGAAUGACAGUGGAUGAUAAACAAGUGGUCACAGAAUAUUUCAAUACAGUUGGAUUUGAACGUUGGAGAAGGAUCUAUUCCCCAACUGAACGAGUCAAUAGAGUCCAACAAGAUAUAAGACGAGGUCAUCAGCAGACAGUAAAUAUAAUUCUUCGCUGGAUAGAAGAAGAUGGAGGAAACAUUUCAGAACAAUCUUUUUGUGAUGCUGGUUGUGGAGUUGGUAGUCUCGCCAUUCCUUUAGCAAAACUUGGAGCACGAGUAGCUGCUUCAGACAUAUCUCAUUCUAUGAUCGAAGAAGCUCAGAAAAGAGCUAAAGAGGAAUGGGGUGUUAUUCCAUCUUCGUUAUCAUUUCAAGUCCAAGAUUUAUUGGAACUGCAAGGCUCAUUUGAUACGGUGUUAUGUGUAGAUGUGCUUAUCCAUUAUUCCGAUGCUCAAUUAGUUUCUCUUCUUGAUUCGUUAUCAAGAGUGGCUAAGAGGAGAAUGAUUAUUACUUUUGCACCUAAAACCUUCUAUUAUGUAUUGCUCAAAAAGAUCGGAGACUUUUUUCCUGGACCUAGCAAGGCAACUAGAGCUUAUUUACAUGAAGAGAAAGACAUACUCGACUCUUUACAACAACGUGGUUGGCAAUGGAUAAGAAAAGAUUUGGUGAAAACAAAUUUUUACUUUUGUCAAAUUGUGCAGUUGGAAAAACGAAACAGAACAUAAACUAUGUCACUUGAAGAUAUGAGUUCUGUCUCUUAUGCUGAAGAAGAUAUAAUUAGUAAAACAAGUGGUUUUCAUAUACAUACUU
Molecule: messenger RNA, 992 nt
Organism: Galdieria sulphuraria
Lineage: Eukaryota; Rhodophyta; Bangiophyceae; Galdieriales; Galdieriaceae
Product: magnesium-protoporphyrin O-methyltransferase
Exons: 6
Coding region: 26-907 (293 amino acids)
Biological process (GO): chlorophyll biosynthetic process
Molecular function (GO): magnesium protoporphyrin IX methyltransferase activity
Source: RefSeq, a predicted model, not a curated record